AUGGCGGCCUACAAUCGCAUGUCGACAUUUUCCUCGCUGUCGAACUCGACGCCGCGCCCGGGUCACAACAAUCCCUCGCACCAGGUGUCGACCAGCACCCUGCUCAAUGCCCUGCACACCGCCUACGCCCAGCGCGAGCCCUACUAUCUUGAGGCGAGCACGAGCUUGGUCGUCAACACUUGGGUAACCGCCGGCGAGGUCGGCCCCGACGGCCGUUUUGGAGGAACCGUGGAUGUGGAACUCGGCCGCAAAGCCUGGGAACACGCCCGCAGAAGAGCAGAGGAUGGCUGCAUUGUUUUGGGCUCUCUGCACGAGUCCACUCCAUCGCUAGUCGCCCCCUUCGUCUCCGCUCUCCCUCUUUCCGUGCCUACAACCUUCUACACUGCUCUCAACGUCCUUCGCCCCUUCACCCAUUGUGUGACGCCGCAGAACGCGUCUCUGCCUCGCCACUCGGCCCUCGCUGCCACCUUCAACUUGAAUCUCGAAGGCGCCCUCACCGGAGCAAACCUCGCCCUUUCGACUUCUGGCGUUGACACCAAGCUUGGUCUGGUCGACGUCCCCUCUCAAGCCGGGUUCCGUGCUUUUGAUGUCUUCUACUACCUCAAUUCCAACUCCGCCUCUCAGGAGGAGAAGGAGACGCUUGGGCUGAAGCCCAACUCCGACUAUGAGCUCCUGAAGAAAUCAGGCACAUACUACCCCCCAUCUUAUCUUCCCACUGCUGAUGACGCUGCUGCUGCCGAAGACUGGCGCGAGAACCUCAAGCAAAUUGGUGUCAAAGGCAAGACGCGGCGCAAUCUUCUCUGCGCCCUUGCUGGUGUUCUCAAACUGGGCGACACCCUCGGCUUUCUUGUCGACGAGGAAGUUUUGGACGAGGCCUGUCUCGACUUCGCCGACCUCCUCGAUAUUGACCCGGACGUUAUGAAGAAGAAGUGCGACACACUGGAACGCCAGGUCUUCAUCAGCGGUCUCUACGAGGCCAUCAUCGAUUGGGUCGUCGCAAAGGCCAACGACGCUAUCCGUGCUGAACUCCGCGGCCAAAAUGUAGGGUCGUCCAGCAACAGCGAUGACCGCUCUGGUGCUCCCACUCCUGAGUCGGGAGACGAUGACGGUGAUACGGUCAGCAUCACAGUGGUCGAAAUUCCCUCAAAUGCUGUCGGCAAGGCAGUCGCCCUCCGGACCGUCUUUGACGACUCAGAGGGCAUCAAUGCCGAGAUGAAGGAAGACGGCGUUCCCAUGGAUUCCGCUGGCUCAUCCGUGCUCCGGGAAAUGAAGGAUGCCAUUGCCGAGUGCUCGAACGAGCUCGGUGUAGCUGAUGGUGCUGCAGCACGCGAGUACGAGCAAGAACGCGAUACCAGAGAGGCUGUCCUUGAAAAGGUUGCUCACGAAGCAGAGGAGGAGAGCUUUCUCAAGCAGCUCAUUUUCCCCAUCUCUGGACAGGGCGUCGCGUUGGGCAAGAGCGGCCGUUUUGAUCUCCCAACCGUCAUCAGCAGCAGCAGAGUUUGGUUCCAUCUUGCCCUUCACCCUACCGACGAUGGUCCCGCUAGUCUACAAAACACCACCGGGCAGCCUGCCUGGUCAGCAGCUUCUGUCUCACGCCAAUUGCGCUCUUGGCGCUUACCUGAGUGGGCCAACCGCCGGAAUCGGAAUCUCGACUUCACCUCUGACUUCGAUUACGAGGAGUUUAUCCAACGGUACGCUCCCCUUGGCUGCACCGAAGGUCGCGAGGGUGUCGAGAGCUGGACUCUCGAGCGCGGAUGGAGCAAUGGGGAAGUCGUCCUCGGCACUGAGCGUGUGUGGAUCCGCGAGGGAGCCUGGUGGGAAGCUGAAAGCAUGCGCGAUAUGAAAGGUCCAGAUGUCGGUAUGAUGGACAUGGGUGGAAUGGGUGCAAUGGGUGGAAUGAUGGGCUCUGGUGCGCUCGAAAGCGGCUACUCCGUUCAACAUCCCAGUCUCGGAAGCGGCUUCUUUGGCAACCAACAGCAAUACGGAGACGAAAUCACCAUCCAAGGAAGCAGGGACAACUUGCUUACAGUACAGCCUUCUAUCAACCAGGGCCCUCGCAGCAACGUUGAUGCUCGCUCUAUCGCCCAAACCCAAAUGUCUGGACAUGCCAAUCUCAGCCGUGGAGAUUAUGGCCUUGGUAACAAAGGUGACGACAAGCAUGGUGUCACCUACUAUGGUGACGAGGAAAUCGGUGAUAACAAGGUGGUCACCGAACAACCCAUCAGCACGUCCCGCCGCGCCUGGGUGGCUUUCUGUUGGGCCAUGACUUUCUGGAUACCAUCUUUCCUCCUGGCACAUGUUGGCCGAAUGAAGCGUCCCGAUGUGCGACAGGCUUGGAGAGAAAAGCUCGUCCUUGUCUUCAUCAUCCUGAUUCUGAACGCCACUGUCGUCUUCUACAUUAUCGCAUUUGGUAAACUUCUGUGCCCGAAUUACGAUAAAGCUUGGAACGAGAAGGAAGUUAGCACCCACCAAGCCAGCAAUGACUUCUAUGUCAGCCAUCACGGUAAAGUCUACGACAUCUCGAAAUUUUGGAAGAUUCAGCACAGUGACCGCACUGGUUACGACGUCACCACUUCCAAUAUGGAGCCUCUGAUGGGCAAGAACCUCGACGCCUACAUUGUCCCACCGUUCGCACUUGCUUGCCCCAACCUCAAGAUCAACAGCACCAUUGGAACUCUUCAAUUCAACGACACAUCCGCCACAACGGACAGUCCUCAGGCUGUUCACACCUCUGGUGAGCGAAACCAGGCUGACGUUGACACCGCACUGCACGAAGACGACUGGUACACGGCGAAAUUCCUCCCAAGAAUGAAGGAAUACUACAAGGGUUCUCUCGUGUGGACGAGGGACAAGAUUAAGAAGCAAGGCGACAACCUCGGACGCCAGUGGGCCAUCAUUGACGACAAGGUGUACGACUUGACAGAUUAUUUCUACACCCAGGACACGUUUAAUGGCGACUCGACCUACGAAUUCCUCGACAGCAAGGUUGAGAACCUCUUCAAAAACAGCCCUGGCGGAGACAUCACGGAUGAUUGGAACGAGCUCGACGAAAGCAUCCGUCUACCCAAUUUCCAAUGCAUCGACAACAUGUUCUACGUUGGCGAGACGGAUUUCCGAAAGUCGGCUCGUUGCCAAGUCAACAACUACAUCCUUUUGGCCUUCACCAUUAUUCUCUGCGCCGUCAUUUUGAUCAAGUUCUUGUCUGCUCUCCAGCUGGGCUCCAAAAGACGGCCUGCCGCCCAAGACAAGUUCGUCAUCUGUCAGGUGCCUGCUUACACCGAGGGUGAGGACCAGAUUCGGAAGGGUCUCGACUCACUGACUGCUCUGGCAUAUGACAAUAAACGGAAGCUCAUCUGCGUUAUCUGUGACGGUAUGAUCGUCGGUGGUGGCAACGAUAGGCCUACGCCCAAGAUUGUUCUUGAUAUUCUUGGUGUUGAUCCCAAGAUUGAUCCACCCGCUCUCCCCUUCAAAUCGGUCGGUCGCGGUGCCGAGCAGCUCAACUACGGAAAAGUCUACUCUGGUCUUUACGAAUACGAGGGUAAUGUCGUGCCUUAUAUCGUCGUCGUCAAGGUUGGGAAGGAAUCUGAGCAGAAGAAGUCCAAGCCUGGAAACAGAGGCAAGCGUGACUCCCAGAUUCUUCUCAUGCAAUUCCUCAACCGGGUCCACCACCGCGCUCCGAUGUCGCCGCUUGAGUUGGAGAUGUUCCAUCAAAUCAACAACAUCAUUGGUGUAGAUCCAGAGCUUUACGAGUACCUCCUCAUGGUCGACGCCGAUACUAUGGUCAGAGAAGAUUCACUUAACCGUUUGGUGGCCUCCUGCUCCAACGAUUCCAAGAUUGUCGGUAUCUGCGGUGAGACCAGCUUGGAGAACGAAGAGCGCAGUUGGUGGACGAUGAUUCAGGUCUACGAGUACUACAUUUCCCAUCACUUGGCGAAGGCUUUCGAAAGUUUGUUCGGCAGCGUCACCUGUUUGCCCGGAUGUUUCUGCAUGUACCGGUUGCGAACAGCGGACAAGGGCAAACCUUUGAUCAUUUCGGACAAGGUCAUCGACGACUAUGCCGAUUGCGACGUCGACACGCUUCACAAGAAGAACCUCCUGUCCCUCGGCGAGGAUCGUUAUCUCACAACCAUCAUGACCAAGCACUUUCCGAGCAUGUCGUUCAAAUUCGUUCCGGACGCCUACGCCCAAACAGCUGCGCCCGAGACUUUUAGUGUCUUGCUGUCGCAAAGACGUCGUUGGAUCAACUCCACAAUCCACAAUUUGGCCGAGUUGGUUUGGCUCAAGGACCUUUGCGGAUUCUGUUGUUUCUCGAUGCGCUUCGUUGUCUUCAUUGAUCUCUUCGGCACAAUCAUCCUGCCCGCCACCUGCGCCUACUUGGUCUAUCUGGUCUACAAGGUUGCUGCCAAUGAUGGCGCGUUCCCCAUCAUCUCGGUCAUUAUGCUUGCAGCUGUGUACGGUCUGCAAGCCAUCAUCUUCAUUAUCAAGAGACAGUGGCAGCACAUUGGUUGGAUGAUCAUCUACAUCAUGGCCUACCCGAUCUACUCCCUCAUCCUUCCGGUGUACUCAUUCUGGAAGCAAGACGAUUUCUCUUGGGGUAACACUCGUAUGGUCGUUGGCGAGACGGGUAAGAAGCAGAUCGUCGCCAUAGAAGAGGAUGAAGGUUUCGACCCGCGCAGCAUUCCGCUCCAGAGGUGGGACGACUACGCAGCUGCAAACAGUCUCCCUGGCCGCCGCGGUCUUGCUCCCGAGAAGGGCAUGAUGCCGUAUGAAGACGAUGCUUAUGAGAUGAACGACAUGCAAUCGGUCUACUCGUCCGUCAAGCCUGCCUCGACGGUUUUGACUGGCUUCAACCGUGGCGCCAUGCACAUGCCUCCCCAGUCGCCCGGACCGUAUGCCGCCAUGCAAAACCGCCAGAGCUCAUACUCGAACCUCGGUGGCUACCAGGACCAUCCUCAGGGUCAGCACAGCCGCCUGAUGUCGAUGGGCAACCAGUCGGACAGCUACAACGCAUCUCCCUAUGGCGCAAAUCAGCACCAGGCACGCCAAUCGAUGCACUCCCUCUCUGCUGGCGACCACCUGCUCGGCACCCCGUACAACGCGCCACGUCAAAGAAGCCCGCUCUCCCAGAGUCGACCUGCCAGUAACAUGGACUUCCGGAGCGCAGCCAGUGGCCCGUCGGAUGAUCAAAUUGUCCACGCGAUCCGCGAGUGCUUGGCUGACGUCGACCUGGACAACGUGACGAAGAAGCAACUCAAGGCGCUCACCGAGCAGAGGCUGCAGACGCAGCUCAGCGGUGAGAGGAGGGUCUUCUUAGACCAUAUGAUCGAUAACGAGCUGGCGAACAUGUAG
Molecule: messenger RNA, 5349 nt
Organism: Diplodia corticola
Lineage: Eukaryota; Fungi; Ascomycota; Dothideomycetes; Botryosphaeriales; Botryosphaeriaceae
Product: chitin synthase
Exons: 3
Coding region: 1-5349 (1782 amino acids)
Cellular component (GO): cell septum; myosin complex; cell periphery
Molecular function (GO): chitin synthase activity; cytoskeletal motor activity; ATP binding
Source: RefSeq, a predicted model, not a curated record